Leopardus geoffroyi (Geoffroy's cat) is the source of this 676-nucleotide messenger RNA. RefSeq names its product membrane integral NOTCH2 associated receptor 2 (gene MINAR2). Lineage: Eukaryota; Metazoa; Chordata; Mammalia; Carnivora; Felidae. Bases 96 to 668 code for a protein of 190 amino acids. The transcript is spliced from 3 exons. The record is from RefSeq and is a predicted model, not a curated record.
UGCCAACCGGAGCAUCCUCAGGCUCAUUAAUAAUGGACGAGUCUGACAGAAGCAGCCUCACUUACCUUUGUUUUCCACCGUAGACGAGGGGAGACAUGGAUCUCUCUGUUUUGCCAAAUAACAACCAUCCUGACAAAUUCCUGCGGCUCGAUGUGAAGUCUUUCAUGAGGAACUCAGCUCUUCUUCAGGCCAGCCUGGUGAGGUUUCCAGGUGGGAAUCACCCUGCUGCCCAGCACUGGCAAAACCUCGUGUACUCACAGAGAGAGAAGAAGACUAUCACUGCUCAGCGAAUGAGAGGACCCAGUGCACAGCGUGCUGUUGCUACGGAUCAUCCCCCACCAUCCCUGUCCUCUGUUCUGAAGAAUAACCCACUGUACGGUGACAUAAGUUUGGAGGAAGCUAUGGAAGAAAGAAAAAAGAACCCCUCAUGGACCGUUGAAGAAUAUGACAGGCAUUCCCUUCACACAAACCUUUCUGGACACCUGAAGGAAAAUCCUAAUGACCUACGGUUUUGGUUGGGAGACAUGUACACGCCCGGUUUUGAUACCUUACUGAAAAAGGAAGAGGAACAAGAAAAGCAUUCGAAAUACUGUCGUAUAGGUCUGAUUUUGCUCCUUGUUGCCUGCAUCUUGGUUUUCAUAGUGACCGUUUGCAUGUUUUUCACCUAAAGAAACUG